GAAAACCGUUCGGCAAACACCUCGUCCAGAGAUCAAAAUUUUCAAAUAUUUUCUCUAGUAUUGCAAUAGAAAAUACGACAUGGCGGUUCGACCUUUUGGGCCCGGUCCGGGUGCUUACCAGCUGCCAACCACGGUUGGUUUUGACAAGCAUGAUUCUCGUAAGCAACGAAUGCCCCAGUAUUCCUUUGGCGCACGAACGGGCCUGUCGGGUAGGAAUCCUGGACCCGGAGCCGGUGCUUAUCAGGUCGACAAGCUGACACGUUAUGGCAAGGGUGGGGGUCUGGAAUUCUCUAUUGCGCCUAGGACCAACUUAAUUGAUAAGAGAGUUGGCCCUGGGCCAGGCGCUCACGAUGUACAUAUAAAGCCAUUCUUUACGGGCGUUAAUGCUCCCGCUUACUCAAUUGGUAUGCGUACUGAUUAUGCCUUUAAGAAAUACGGACCCGGCCCCAACGCGUAUAAGUUUGAAGUAAAUCCCGUCAAGCCGGCCGCACCAUCGUAUAGUAUUGGAAUGCAAACCAAAUUCAUUAACAAGCAAAUGUCUCCUGGUCCUGCGGCGUAUGGUGCUGGCGAUCUAAAUACCAAAUUGCAUCGCGCGCCUGAAUAUUCGCUAGGACCACGCACAAACCUAAUUAGCAAGAAUGUCGGUCCCGGUCCCAACUACUACGAUCUCAUGUAUUAUCGUCCUGGCAAGACCGGACACUCGUAUUCGUUUGGUACUCGACACUCGCCUUACGCGCCACCGAUGAUUGUUAAAUGCGAUAAUAUUUAAAUAUUUGCAAUAUUAGGGAAAUAUGUAUUCAAAAUUUUUUGUAUUUAACCAAAUUAAAUUCAUAGCUAAGAAUUGUGUAUGCAACACUUAACUGAAAAUAAUACAAGUUUUCUAGCCUCUA
Scaptodrosophila lebanonensis is the source of this 890-nucleotide messenger RNA. Its product is annotated as outer dense fiber protein 3-B. Lineage: Eukaryota; Metazoa; Arthropoda; Insecta; Diptera; Drosophilidae. Bases 80 to 769 code for a protein of 229 amino acids. Gene Ontology annotation, cellular component: cytoskeleton. The transcript has 4 exons. The record is from RefSeq and is a predicted model, not a curated record.